Apis florea (little honeybee) is the source of this 4339-nucleotide messenger RNA. RefSeq names its product Transient receptor potential cation channel gamma (gene Trpgamma). Gene Ontology annotation, biological process: regulation of cytosolic calcium ion concentration; calcium ion transmembrane transport. Gene Ontology annotation, molecular function: store-operated calcium channel activity; inositol 1,4,5 trisphosphate binding; protein binding. The record is from RefSeq and is a predicted model, not a curated record. Gene Ontology annotation, cellular component: plasma membrane; cation channel complex. Lineage: Eukaryota; Metazoa; Arthropoda; Insecta; Hymenoptera; Apidae.
CUCAAGAGUCGUGCGUUUGAAAAAUUGUUUUAAUAAAAUAUGGAAAAUAAUGUGAAUUAAUACAAAGUGUUGUUAAUACAAUUCUUUGCAAUACAUUUCUUUUGUUCGUGUCAAGUUGGAAUAAUACAAAUACGUAACAUUGUGCGUUCAAUUUUUAUCUUAAAGUGAUUAUGUUUUUUGCAAGUUUUUACGAGCCAAAUUUAUUAAUCAAAAUGGCGGGAACACGUUCAACAAGGUUUUUCGUUUCGUCCAAUCAAUCAUCAACCAGAUCUGAGAUGUUUUUAACGUCGAACAAUCAAGAAACAAAACAGGUGAGGCGAGGACGUGAGGGCUGAUCCGAUGAAUGGGGCUCAGCUCUGGCACAGCUCUCCGUCGAAGGAAAUCAUGACAGGAACGUACCGAAGAUCGAAAGCGCGCACAAAGAUGAGGAGCAUGGCGCCAGGGGCGCGGGAUCCCCUGGUGAAAGCGGUCUCGGCGAAGAAAUCGGUGCCCCUGACGAGGAUCUCGCUUUGAGGAUGGAUACCAACACGAGCAGGGGUUGGAACUCGGGCGGCAGGGCUUUCCUGCGGGGUAUCGGGCAACGGGUCAGCUUCGACCCCGAGGCGCCCCCACCGCCGUCCCAACCUGCCAGAAAGAUCGACGAGAAGGUGAAGAGGCACAGCAUCCACGGCAUGAUAGAGGAGGAGAACGUGGUGAGACCUCACCAGGAAAUGGCCAGUCUGUCCUAUCAAGAGAAGAAGUAUCUUCUCGCGGUGGAGCGUGGAGACGUUGCUUCCGUCAGAAGAAUGUUGCAAAGCGCCCAGGAAACCGAGAUGAACAUCAAUUGCGUGGAUCCGUUGGGACGGUCCGCCCUAUUGAUGGCGAUCGAUAACGAAAAUCUGGAAAUGGUGGAGCUCCUGAUCGAGCACAAGGUCGACACGAAGGACGCGCUCCUCCACGCGAUCUCCGAGGAAUUCGUGGAGGCGGUCGAGGUACUUCUGGAACACGAGGAGAGUCUUCAUCGAAAUGGGGAGCCACACGUUAGUCGCUUUCAUCGUCUAGUAUAUAGUUGGGAAGCCCUGCCAUCCGAUACAGCCACAUUCACGCCAGACAUCACGCCCCUGAUCCUAGCCGCGCACAGAGACAAUUACGAGAUCAUCAAGAUUCUUCUGGAUCGCGGAUCCACGUUGCCCAUGCCUCACGACGUUCGUUGCGGGUGCGACGAGUGCGUGACAUCGAGGAGGGAGGAUUCCCUGAGGCAUUCCAGGAGCCGAAUAAACGCGUACAGAGCCUUAGCCUCGCCGUCCUUGAUCGCUCUUUCCUCCAAGGACCCAAUCCUGACGGCGUUCGAACUCUCGUGGGAGCUCCGCCGCCUCUCGUUCCUCGAGCACGAGUUCAAAUGCGAAUACCAGGAGCUCAGAAGACAAUGCCAGGACUUCGCCACCGCGUUGUUGGAUCACACGAGAAGUUCGUACGAGUUGGAGGUGCUGUUGAACCACGACCCGACCGGGCCGGCGUUCGAGCACGGCGAGAGGAUGCAUCUGAACCGGCUCAAGCUGGCCAUCAAGCUUCGACAGAAGAAGUUCGUGGCGCAUCCUAACGUGCAGCAGUUACUCGCAUCGAUCUGGUACGAGGGUCUUCCGGGUUUCCGUAGGAAAAACAUGGUCCUCCAGGCGUUGGAGAUCGUCAAGAUCGGCGUUCUAUUUCCUUUCUUCAGCGUCGCGUACAUCAUCGCUCCCCACUACGUGGUCGGCCAGACCAUGAGGAAACCGUUCAUCAAGUUCAUCUGUCACUCGGCCUCUUACUUCACCUUCCUCUUCAUGUUGAUUCUGGCCAGUCAGAGGAUAGAGAGCGUGAUUGGGAAUUGGAUGGGCCGGGAUGUGGUGGAGCAGGAGCCAGUGCCGACGAAAAGGGGAGCCGCGCCUACCAUCAUCGAAUGGUUCAUCCUGGCGUGGGUAUCGGGCCUGAUCUGGUCCGAGGUGAAGCAGUUGUGGGACGUCGGCCUCGAGGAGUACGUGAACGACAUGUGGAACGUGAUCGAUUUCGUGACCAACUCCUUGUACGUGGCCACCGCCGCUCUCAGGGUGGUCGCCUACUACAGGGUGAAGUGGGAGAUCGAGAGAUCGGGAUCAGAGAUCGAGCUUCAACGCGAACAGUGGGACACGUGGGAUCCAAUGCUCAUAUCCGAGGGGCUUUUCUCCGCCGCCAACAUAUUCAGCUCCCUGAAACUCGUCUACAUUUUCUCGGUAAAUCCUCAUCUCGGCCCCCUGCAAGUCUCCCUGUCCAGAAUGGUGAUGGACAUCAUGAAGUUCUUCUUCCUCUACGUGCUGGUGCUGUUCGCGUUCUCGUGCGGUCUGAACCAGUUGUUGUGGUAUUACGCGGAUAUGGAGAAGAAGAGGUGCCCGACCGCGAUGUCGUACGCCCCUAACGCCAAUGUGACCACCGAUUCGAACGCUUGCAUCGUUUGGCGCCGAUUUGCAAACUUGUUCGAAACCACGCAGACACUGUUCUGGGCCGUUUUCGGCCUGGUCGAUCUCGAGAGCUUCGAACUGGACGGUAUCAAAGCGUUCACCAGGUUCUGGGGUAUGCUGAUGUUCGGCACAUACUCGGUGAUCAACAUCGUCGUUUUACUGAAUCUACUGAUCGCCAUGAUGAAUCAUUCCUAUCAAUUGAUCUCCGAACGCGCCGACAUCGAGUGGAAGUUCGCCAGGAGCAAGCUUUGGAUCAGCUACUUCGAGGAGGGUGGCACGGUCCCGCCCCCUUUUAACAUCAUCCCGACCCCGAAGAGCGUUUGGUACAUGGGGCAAUGGCUGUACAGGAAACUGUGCGGGCACAGCAGAGCGGCCAAGAAAGAGCACAUGAGGACGAUCAGAAGGAAGGUGAAGCAGGCGUCUGAGAGGGACUUCAGGUAUCAGAGUAUCAUGAGAAAUUUGGUGAGGAGGUACGUGACGGUGGAGCAGAGGAAGGCGGAAAGCGAGGGGGUGACGGAGGACGACGUGAACGAGAUCAAACAAGACAUCAGCGCGCUUCGUUGCGAAUUGAUCGAGAUCUUGAAGAAUUCCGGGAUGAACACCUCGACAGCCAGCGGCACAGGAACCGACGGUAGCCUUAAAGAGCUGUCCAUAGGUGCGGGGGGUAAGAAGAAUCGUCAGAAGGAGCGGCGGCUGAUGAAGGGUUUCAACAUCGCCCCUCAACCGAGCGGAAGCGGGUCCCUGCCCCCGGUCGACGAGUUCGCGACGUCGUUGCAGCAAGCGCAACAGGAGAACUCGCACGAGCUGUUCGGCUCGACGUUGAGCGGUAUAUUCGGCCCAGGGACCACGCCCAAGAAGAGCCCCCAUCACACGAGCACGAACAGCGUGCCCGGCCUCGGGACGAGCAGGCAGAGCCGUAGAAUAAGGGGGAGCUCGAAGAAGAAGAGAUGGGAGCAUCUGAUCGAGGCGGCGAAAGUUCGCGGCAAGGUUUCCAGGCUGAUCGGCAGAUCUCGCUCCGAGGAUUCCGUGUACUCGCCCGCGUCCGAGGACGGGGGCUCCAGAUCCGAGGGAUCGACCGAUUCGAAAUCGUCGCUGGAAACUGGGGGGAACGAGGGGGGCCAACCGACGACGCACCAUCUCCACCACUCUCACCACUCGCAUCAUCAUCACGAGGGGCACCACGUGUUCCCUCACGGCCUAGGCGCGUUGGUCGCGCUUCGAAAGAAGCGGAAAACGUUCUCGGAUUCGAGGUCCUCGACCUCGGGCAUGAGGAGCGGAAGCGGCACCAAUCCUAUAUACCCGUUGGCCACGGCCCUCGUCUCCAAGGUGUCGAAGAAGCAGCAGCUGCAGAGGGCGAGCAGCGUGCCGACCAGGGGGCCGGAGCUGGGCCAACAGCCGAUCCCGCCGAGGCGGCACGAGGGCACGCAGAGCCAGCAGCCCAGCAUCGACACCCCCGAGGGGGCCAGCGCUAACGAGCAACCCGUGGUUCCGGCUGCACCGCUGACACCAUCGACCACCGAGGAGAGCGUGGCCGCGAGCACCUCCCUGCCGGCGACCAUGAAGAGGAACGGGUCGGCGAGUCAGCUGCAACGGCUUCCGGGCAUCGAGCCGAUAUCCGGCCACGACGUGUCCGGGGGAUGGCUCUGAGAACAUCCGACGACCGCCGCCCCGCGGCGGCGCGUCAACCAUCGGGACGUAACUAAAUGGAGGAGUUGCGAAGUGAGCCAACGAAAGCCGAGAGAGACGACGACAUCGAUCGAGGCAUCGUGGUCGUCGUGGCACACGCACAAUGAUGCCUUUCGCCGGCAAACCGAUUUCGCCGAGACGAACAAACUAUAGAGAUAUAUAUAUAUAUAUAUUAUUAUUAUUAUUAUUAUUAUUAUUAUCAU